Messenger RNA from Drosophila eugracilis, 914 nucleotides. RefSeq names its product thioredoxin domain-containing protein 9-like. Gene Ontology annotation, biological process: microtubule cytoskeleton organization. Bases 160 to 651 code for a protein of 163 amino acids. Gene Ontology annotation, cellular component: cytoplasm. Lineage: Eukaryota; Metazoa; Arthropoda; Insecta; Diptera; Drosophilidae. The record is from RefSeq and is a predicted model, not a curated record. The transcript has a single exon.
CUCAAUCCGUCAACAAAGAUGCUCCCAAUUUAAUUUCACAUUAACGAAAAGCAAAAACCGCAAAAGAGGAAAAAACAGAAAAGCAAAUACAGCAAAGAGAAGUAUUAACUAGAUCAAAAGGAACUUUUCUGCUUAUUAAAGGACACCCUAAACUCCAAGAUGAAAGGACCGAACAAAAAGAAGCAGCAGGAUUGGCUCAAAAAUGGCCAUGGAAAAUUCACGCCUCUGGUGGAUGAAAAGGAGUUCUUUGAGGUAACUAAAAAAUCGGUUGACAUUGUGUGCCUCUUCUAUAACGUCGGUGACAAACGGUGCAAGAUUGUGGACAGACACCUUAAGAUCCUGGCCCCACAACAUCCGGAGGCCAAGUUCUGCAAGGUGGAGACGAAGAAGGCACCCUUUCUAACCCAAAGACUCCUAAUAAAGGAGCUGCCCACCCUUCUCCUGGUGAAGGACGGCAUGGUCAAGGACUUCAUCAUCGGAUUCGCCGAACUGGGCAACACUGAAAACUUUAGCACUAAGGAGAUGGAGUCUCGUAUUGCUCUUUCGGAGACCAUCCAGUGCCAGGAAAAUCAGAAGAAUCCUGCGAAUGUGGCAAAUGGGAUUGCCAAAACUACUACCAAACGCGCAAAGAAGACAAAACGUGUUGGUUAACCUCGAAAUAUAUACUUUAGUAAUUUCGGCAGCUUUUGUACAGAUUAUUUGAUGUUAUAUUGGAUCUAUGAACUCAAAAACUGCAAACCCAAAUUAUCGUCAAAAUCAAUCUGCAUAAGUUAAUUAUAUUUCUACAAAUUCUUCCUGGGGGAAAAAUGAGAUGCAGCUCACAAGACAAACUAAAACAUUCGGCACGCUUACUUUCACAAAUGAAACACCUAUGUUAAUAUAUUUGAUUGUGUUUUCUUCAAACUAUCAAGGAU